Heterocephalus glaber (naked mole-rat) is the source of this 2785-nucleotide messenger RNA. It is a transcript of the gene Znf821, whose product is annotated as zinc finger protein 821. Lineage: Eukaryota; Metazoa; Chordata; Mammalia; Rodentia; Bathyergidae. The record is from RefSeq and is a predicted model, not a curated record. Gene Ontology annotation, cellular component: nucleoplasm. Gene Ontology annotation, molecular function: DNA-binding transcription repressor activity, RNA polymerase II-specific; RNA polymerase II cis-regulatory region sequence-specific DNA binding. Gene Ontology annotation, biological process: regulation of transcription by RNA polymerase II.
GGAAAGUUAGACGGCUUAGGUCAGGGACCAGGGGCCUCGCCGCCUCGCCACGCCCCCACCGCCGCCCGGGCCCCGUUGGGCGCCGUUGCCCCUUAGGGCCUGACCUCCAGCCUGACUCCCACUUCCAAGACUUCCUUUUCUCCUCUGCAACCCUAGUGUCGUUCAAACCCCGGGCCCAGCGUUGGCUGGGGACUGCCAAAUUCAAGGCGCAGAACGAAGGCUAAGAAAAGAACCCCUGACGCUAAUCAAACCACACUUACCUGUCCGAACUCAGGCGUGAAAACCUCCAAGACCGACUUCCGUAACACCGCUCAACAUCCAAAAUGGCGGUUUCCCCAGCCUCAGCACAGCCAGAGCGGGCGGAAGGAUCCACGAGUCAAGUUAGCCACGCCCUCCUUCACACGGAUUGGCUGCGCGCCCGCCGCUCCGGGACACACGCUCCGAGGGCUUAGCGGCUCCCACACUCCGUUCCCUUUGGAGUCCGCGCGGCCGGGGACUAUUUCUCUUGGCGGAGGCUCCGGUUGUACUGCGUACCCAUGACGCUUGUGAGUCAUCCGCUGGGGCGCGCCCUGAGUUCUUCCCAGGGUGUGGUGAAGCGGUUGGCAAUGCCCUGUUCUUCGAGUCCGUACCUAGUACCUUUGUCCCGGAUUGAUCCAGCCAGUGGAAAAACUAGCUCCAGAACUGCCUCUCUUACUGCCGGAGUUCCUCGCUGAGAUUUGCUCCACUCCCUGUCUCGCCUCUCCCUUCGCCCUCGGCGGCUUUCACCUGCGUCCGGGUUUUUGUCCCCUUGUAGAGAGACGGACAGGUUUCGCUCCCUCCCUGGCAGAGCACCGCUGUUUAUGCUACUCUCCACCUGCCAGUCUCCGUUUCCUUCUGCUGACGCCAAUUCUUCCGCCCCAUCUUGAUUACCCUUCCAACCACAACCUCUUUGGCCUGUAUAUUUAAAUUCAGUAAUACGUUUCCUCGGCACCACAUUCUCUGGCAAUUUCCCUCGAGUAUCUCUAUAUUCAGAGGAAACUUUUCAUUUGAUUAUCUUUGUUUUUAACUUGAAAACCAUUUGUUCGGCUUGCAUUGGCAAGGGCUUCCUGGACUCCGCUUCCAGGAGAAGAUGCAAAUUACUUGGAUUCGGGCGAGUUUACUUUGCUCCGUGAGAACUGCACCAGAGCUGGAGGUUAGCAAUUUGCAAGGAGGUAGUAACAUCGUGGAACUGGGAAAGGCCAGAGGUCUCAGAUCAGGAAAACAUGUCCCGCCGGAAACAGACAAAUCCAAAUAAAGUUCACUGGGAUCAAGUAUUUGCUGGGCUAGAAGAGCAAGCCCGCCAGGCGAUGAUGAAAACUGAUUUUCCUGGAGACCUUGGCAGUCAGCGACAAGCUAUCCAACAACUAAGAGAUCAGGACUCCAGUAGCAGUGACAGUGAGGGUGAUGAAGAGGAGACCACACAAGAUGAAGUCUCUUCCCACACAUCAGAGGAAGAUGGCGGGGUGGUCAAAGUGGAAAAAGACUUAGAGAAUGCAGAGGAGCCUGUUGGUGGGAACAAAGUAGUAGAGCAUGAGGUCACAGAAAAUCUGAAUUCUGACCCCUUGCUUGAACUCUGCCAGUGUCCCCUCUGUCAGCUAGACUGUGGGAGUCGGGAGCAGCUGAUUGCUCAUGUAUACCAGCAUACUGCAGCAGUGGUGAGUGCCAAGAGCUACAUGUGUCCUGUCUGUGGUCGGGCCCUUAGCUCCCCAGGGUCAUUGGGUCGCCACCUCCUAAUCCACUCGGAGGACCAGCGGUCUAACUGUGCUGUGUGUGGAGCCCGUUUUACCAGCCAUGCCACUUUUAACAGUGAGAAACUUCCUGAAGUACUUAAUAUGGAAUCCCUACCCCCAGUUCACAGUGAGGGCCCCUCCAGUGCUGAGGGGAAGGACACUACUUUCAGUCCUCCAGUGUACCCUGCUGGAAUUCUGCUUGUGUGCAACAACUGUGCUGCCUACCGGAAGCUACUGGAAACCCAGACCCCCAGUGUGCGCAAGUGGGCCCUCCGUCGACAGAAUGAGCCUUUGGAAGUACGGCUGCAGCGGCUAGAACGAGAGCGUACAGCUAAGAAGAGUCGGCGGGACAAUGAGACCCCUGAGGAGCGGGAGGUAAGGCGCAUGAGGGACCGUGAAGCCAAGCGCUUGCAGCGAAUGCAGGAGACAGAUGAGCAGAGGGCGCGCCGUCUGCAGCGAGAUCGGGAGGCCAUGAGGCUGAAGCGAGCCAAUGAGACCCCAGAGAAGCGGCAGGCCAGGCUCAUCCGAGAGCGAGAGGCCAAGCGGCUCAAGAGGAGGCUGGAGAAAAUGGACAUCAUGUUGCGAGCUCAGUUUGGCCAGGACCCUUCUGCCAUGGCAGCCUUAGCAGCUGAAAUGAACUUCUUCCAGCUGCCUGUAAGUGGGGUGGAGUUGGACAGCCAACUUCUGGGCAAGAUGGCCUUUGAAGAGCAGAACAGCAGCUCUCUGCACUGAACCCCUCUCUUGUCUGUUCUCCCACCCACCCAAGCCCACAGGGCUCAGUGCUGCAGGUACCUACAAGGCCAUCCUUGCUGCCAGAGGCAGGCCUGGGUUUGUUGCAGGUGGACCUGUGCACCCCUUGCAUGUGGGAACAGGAUGACAGGGUCAAGAGGGACCCAGCUCUAGGUACCCGAGACAAGGGAGCAGGCACUCCAGAGAACUGGACUCCCUAGCCACUGCAGCAGGCCAGGCUUAUGGGACUAUAGGAUCCCAGUACAGCCCAUGAAGUUGUGAGGGCAAAUAAAUUAAUUUUAUCUUUA